Molecule: messenger RNA, 2354 nt
Organism: Gallus gallus (chicken)
Lineage: Eukaryota; Metazoa; Chordata; Aves; Galliformes; Phasianidae
Gene: TECR
Product: probable very-long-chain enoyl-CoA reductase art-1
Exons: 18
Coding region: 65-1084 (339 amino acids)
Biological process (GO): very long-chain fatty acid biosynthetic process
Molecular function (GO): oxidoreductase activity, acting on the CH-CH group of donors
Source: RefSeq, a predicted model, not a curated record
AGAUUUCGGGCCGGGGAAGCCUCGGCCCUCCCUGCGUCGGUGUCCCCAAGGAGGCGUUGGUGGCAUGGAGGGGACAGCGCUGCCCCUCGAGGGGGGGGGGUUGGAGGGGCUGACGCUGAGGCGGCCGCCCCCCCCCGGGAAGAAGGCAAAGAAAGCCGUGCUGUUCUUCGAGGUGGAGAUCCUGGACGCCAAGACGAGGGAGAAGCUCUGCUUCCUCGAUAAGGUGGAGCCGCAGGCGACCAUCGCUGAGAUCAAGAACCUGUUCACCAAAACGCACCCGCAGUGGUACCCGGCCCGGCAGUCCCUGCGCCUGGAGCCCAAGGGCCGCUCCCUGAAGGAUGAGGACGUUCUGCAGUCUCUGCCCGUGGGCACCACCGCCACCUUCUACUUCCGGGACCUGGGGGCGCAGAUCAGCUGGGUGACGGUGUUCCUGACGGAGUACGCCGGGCCGCUGCUCAUCUACCUGCUCUUCUACUUCCGUGUCCCCUUCCUCUAUGGGCCCCGCUAUGACUUCACUGCCAGCCGGCACGCUGUCGUGCACCUGGCCUGCGCCUGCCACUCCUUCCACUACAUCAAAAGGCUCCUGGAGACCCUCUUUGUGCACCGCUUCUCCCACGGCACAAUGCCGCUCCGAAACAUCUUCAAGAACUGCACUUAUUAUUGGGGUUUCGCUGCUUGGAUGGCGUAUUACAUCAACCACCCCCUUUACACCCCCCCCGCGUAUGGAGAUGAGCAGGUGAAGCUGGCGCUGGCCGUGUUCCUGUUCUGUCAGUUGGGGAACUUCUCCAUCCACGUGGCGCUGCGCAACCUCCGCCCUGCAGGCUCAAAGACACGGAAGAUCCCAUAUCCCACCCGGAACCCCUUCACGUGGCUCUUCCUGCUCGUGUCCUGUCCCAACUACACCUACGAGGUUGGCUCCUGGAUCGGGUUUACCAUCAUGACGCAAUGCCUGCCCGUGGCUCUGUUCUCCCUGGUGGGCUUCGUGCAGAUGGCCAUAUGGGCGCAGGGGAAGCACCGCAGUUACCUGCGGGAGUUCCGCGAUUACCCACCGCUGCGUUCCCCCAUUGUCCCCUUCCUGCUGUGAGGGGGACACCGCCGCCCCCCACCCCACCCCAUGGGACAGCCGGGGCGGCGGGGGACACCCAGGUGACAAAGGACACCCGAGAGGUGGGGGGCAGCUGAGUUAUGGGGGGACACCCAGGUGACAAAGGACACCCGAGAGGUGGGGGGCAGCUGAGUUAUGGGGGGACACCCAGGUGACAAAGGACACCCGAGAGGUGGGGGGCACCCGGGUGAUGGGGGGCAGCUGAAUGAUGGGGGACACCCAGGUGACAAAGGACACCCAGGUGACAAAUGACAUCCAGGUGAUGGGGGACACCCAGGUGACAAAGGACACCCAGGUGAUGGGGGACACCCAGGUGACAAAGGACACCCGAGUGGUGGGGGACAACCGAGUGAUGGGGGGCAGCUGAGUUAUGGGGGACACCCAGGUGACAAAGGACACCUGAGAGGUGGGGGGCAGCUGAGUGAUGGGGGACACCCAGGUGACAAAGGACACCCAGGUGAUGGGGGGCAGCUGAGUUAUGGGGGAACACCCAAGUGACAAAGGACACCCAAGUAAUGGGGGAUGCCUGGGUGAUGGGGGGCAGCUGAGUGAAGGGGGACACCCAGGUGACAAAGGGACAGCCAGGUGACGAAGGACACCCGAGCAGUGGGGGAUCCCUGGGUGAUGGGGGGCAGCCGGGUGACAAAGGACACCCGAGUGGCAAAGGACAUCUGGGUGAAUGACAUCACCGUGCGUGACGGGGGGCACUCGGGUGACAAAGGACAGCUGGGUGACAAAGGACAGCUGGGUGACGUGGGACAGCUGGGUGAUGUGGGACAGCUAAGUGACAGGGGACAGCUGGGUGACAAAGGACAGCUGGGUGACAGAGGGAGCACCUGGGUGACAUGGGGGACAGCUGGGUGACAUGGGAGAGCUGGGUGACAUGAGAGCACCUGGGUGACGGGACAGCUGGGUGACAUGGGGGACAGCUGGGUGACAUGGGGGACAGCUGGGUGACACGGGACAGCUGAGUGAAGAGGAGCACCUGGGUGACAUCUGGUGACAUGGGACAGCUGGGUGACAUGGGGAGCACCUGGGUGACAUGGGGGACAGCUGGGUGACAUAGGAGGGCUGGGUGACAUGGGACAGCUGGGUGACGUGGGAGAGCUGGGUGAUGGGAGCACUUGGGUGACAGGGGGGACAGCUGGGUGACAUGCAGAGCACCUGGGUGACAUCUGGGUGACAUGGGGAGCACCUGGGUGACAUGGGGACAGCUGGGUGACAUCUGGGUGACAUGGGACAGCUGGGU